Phalaenopsis equestris is the source of this 1019-nucleotide messenger RNA. RefSeq names its product probable 6-phosphogluconolactonase 4, chloroplastic. Gene Ontology annotation, molecular function: 6-phosphogluconolactonase activity. Gene Ontology annotation, biological process: pentose-phosphate shunt; carbohydrate metabolic process. Lineage: Eukaryota; Viridiplantae; Streptophyta; Magnoliopsida; Asparagales; Orchidaceae. The transcript has 4 exons. The coding region runs from base 81 to 845 and encodes 254 amino acids. The record is from RefSeq and is a predicted model, not a curated record.
UAGCUCUGUUUCCCUUUCCCCAACCCACUCGUCCUUCUCCCACUUUUUCCUCCCCACUGUCUUCUCCUACCUUGAUCAACAUGGCUGGAGAGAAGAAGGAAGUUGAUAUCCUUGAUACCGAUGACGAUCUAGCUGUGGCCAUCGCCAAGCGCACGGCGGAGCUCUCCCGUUCUCACCAGAGACCCGCUUUCACCGUUGUUCUCUCUGGAGGUUACCUCAUCGACAAGCUCAGGAAAUUGGUGGAGCCGCCGUACGUCGGUGAAGUCGAUUGGGCUAAGUGGCAUAUUUUCUGGGUCGAUGAGAGGGUGGUGAAGAAGACGGAUCCCGAUAGCAACUAUAAGCUCGCCAAAGAUGGUUUCCUUUCCAAGGUUCCUAUUCCCGAAGGCCAAAUUUAUGCUAUUAAUGAUUCUCUGGACGCAGAGCAUGCAGCAGACGACUAUGAGGCCAGGAUCCAAAGGUUGGUGGAGCGUGGGGUGGUGGAGAUUUCGCCUCACACUAAGUUUCCAAGGUUUGAUCUUAUGCUUCUGGGAAUGGGCCCUGAUGGCCACCUUGCUUCUCUUUUUCCUCAUCACCCACUUCUCGAUGAGAAGGAGAAAUGGGUUACAUUUAUCAAAAAUUCUCCAAAGCUCCCACCUGUGCGAAUAACCUUCACCUUCCCUGUAAUUGAUGCUUCGGCUUACAUUUUCAUGGUGAUCGCUGGCUCUGGCGAAGUUGAUGCUGUGCAGAAAGUAUUAGGGGUUAAUUCAUCAACUGAUUUGCUGCCUGUGCAAAGGGUUGAGCUUGAGAAUGGGAAGUUCAUUUGGUUUCUUGAUAAACUGGCAGCUUCAAAGCUUUUGAAUAUCUGAUAGUUUUAUGGCAUCAGUCAGCUGUUCUUGCUUUUGAAUAACGGUCCUGCUGACCGUCUUAUGUUUCAUGGGGUUUAGUAGAUGUAUGAGAGGCUCAUAUGCCCUCUACGGCCCACGUUAAUGUACUAAAUAACUGUUGGUGUUAAAUAAAUCAUGCUAUAUUCCUUUUGCUCA